AUGGGUCGUGUUAUUCGCAACCAGAGAAAGGGCCGUGGCUCUAUCUUCACUGCCCCCGCCCAGUUCCGUACCCUCGAUUUCGCUGAGAGACACGGCUAUGUUCGCGGUGUCGUGAAGGAGAUCAUCCACGACCCCGGCCGUGGUGCCCCCCUCGCCAAGGUCGUCUUCCGUGACCCCUACCGCUUCAAGCUCCACACCGAGACCUUCAUCGCCAACGAGGGCAUGUACACCGGCCAGUUCAUUUACGCCGGCAAGAACGCUUCCCUCACCAUUGGCAACGUCCUCCCUCUCGGAUCCUGCCCCGAGGGUACCGUUGUCACCAACGUCGAGGAGAAGAUGGGUGACCGUGGUGCUCUUGGCCGCACCUCCGGUAACUACGUUACCGUCAUUGGCCACAACCCCGACGAGGGCAAGACCCGUGUCAAGCUCCCCUCGGGUGCCAAGAAGGUCGUCAAGUCCUCCGUCCGUGGUAUGAUCGGUAUCGUCGCUGGUGGCGGUAGAACAGACAAGCCUCUGCUCAAGGCUUCGCGCGCUAAGCACAAGUUCGCCGUCAAGCGCAACUCAUGGCCCAAGACUCGUGGUGUUGCCAUGAACCCCGUCGAUCACCCUCACGGUGGUGGUAACCACCAGCAUAUCGGUAAGGCCUCGACCAUCUCCCGCUACGCCGCCCAGGGUCAAAAGGCUGGUCUCAUUGCCGCCCGCAGAACUGGUCUGCUCCGUGGUACACAAAAGACCAAGGAGUAA
Messenger RNA from Aureobasidium namibiae CBS 147.97, 744 nucleotides. Its product is annotated as 60S ribosomal protein L2. The coding region runs from base 1 to 744 and encodes 247 amino acids. Gene Ontology annotation, cellular component: ribosome; cytosolic large ribosomal subunit. The record is from RefSeq and is a predicted model, not a curated record. The transcript has 4 exons. Gene Ontology annotation, molecular function: structural constituent of ribosome; RNA binding. NCBI's taxonomy places the organism in Eukaryota, Fungi, Ascomycota, Dothideomycetes, Dothideales, Saccotheciaceae. Gene Ontology annotation, biological process: cytoplasmic translation.